Molecule: messenger RNA, 3346 nt
Organism: Siniperca chuatsi (mandarin fish)
Lineage: Eukaryota; Metazoa; Chordata; Actinopteri; Centrarchiformes; Sinipercidae
Gene: tnfaip8l1
Product: tumor necrosis factor, alpha-induced protein 8-like 1
Exons: 3
Coding region: 454-1014 (186 amino acids)
Biological process (GO): regulation of apoptotic process
Cellular component (GO): cytoplasm
Source: RefSeq, a predicted model, not a curated record
AACCCUAAUGGGGGCAGGGAAUGUGCAGGCUGUAAAUGGUCCUUUCCUUUGGCCUGAUUGGGUUGGUCCACUCCCCUUGUUGCUCCUUCAUUGGCCCAAGCCAACAUCAAUCUGUUGAUUUCCAGGUCCCCCUCAAGUUUGAAACUUUUUUUUUCUUUUUUUUUUACACGAAGUGGAAUCGAGUUACAACUAAGUCUUGUAACCGAUCUCACAGCAGCCGAGAGAAGAAAACACUCUUUCAAUAAUUUACACAUCUGCGGGGAGGGCGGUUUUUUGUUUUGUUUUUCGCAGCGGAGAUCCAACAAAACAAGCGAACAAACAAAAACAUGCAGUGAAGCGACUUUUUCCCUGCGCUGCCAGGAUGAAGACUUGAGAGAUUUUGUUCAGGUUAACUUGUCAUCUUGUCGGCUGACCGCUCCUGUGUCCCACUGAGGGUGAGAGAAAGACUUGACCAUGGACUCCUUCAGCACCAAGAGCUUAGCCCUGCAGGCGCAGAAGAAGCUGAUGAGCAAGAUGGCCACCAAGAGCAUGGCCAACCUCUUCAUCGACGACACCAGCAGCGAAGUGCUGGACGAACUGUACCGUGUCACCAAGGAGUACACCCGCAACCGCAAAGAGUCUCAGAAGAUCAUCAAGAACUUGAUCAAGAUGGUGGUGAAGCUGGGGGUGCUCUACAGAAACAACCAGUUCAACAGCGAGGAGCUGAUCCUGGUGGAGAACUUCAGGAAGAAAGUCCACACUCUGGCCAUGACAGCGGUCAGUUUCCACCAGAUCGAGUUCACCUUUGACCGCCGCGUCAUGAGCGCCAUUUUGAAUGAUUGCCGCGAACUGCUGCACCAGGCCAUCAAACGCCACCUGACAACCAAGAGCCACUCGCGAGUCAACCAUGUGUUCAAUCACUUCGCCGACUGUGACUUCCUGGCGGCUCUCUACGGGCCCUCUGAGGUUUAUCGUGCUCACCUGCAGAGGAUCUGUAACGGGGUCAACAAGAUGCUCGACGAGGGGAACCUCUGACAUCUGCUGGCCUCGUCAUCAGGUGCCUUUACCUCUAGUCACCCCUCAUUCACCAUCUUGUAGGAUUUUUUUUUUUUUUUUUAGGUGACAAUCAUGAACAUUUUUAUUUUCAUUUGUUGCUCUGUUUGUGUGUGCCUUUCAGCCAUUACUGUAACACUGAAAUUCUCCUAGCUAGUUAGUCCAAAGUCUGUUUCUUCUCCAACCUGACUUUUAGUUAUUCCACAGUAAACAAAACCCAGCAGAUGAUAUUUUUUGUGUGUGUUUUUUUUUUUUUUUAAUGAAUGUAAAACUUCAUGCUCUUAUCAGUAUAUACAGGGGUAGGAGCCUUGACAACUGUGCCUUGGAAAAAAAAAAAAACAACCUUAUUUUUCUCUUCAUUCCGAGGGCACUAUGCUUGCUCUCUUACUCAAUCAAAAAGACAUGAAUCUAGGCACAGGCCUUCAGUUAUAUCUCUGUAAGCUGCCUUUAAUGGACGAAAAUGGUUUUGGGAGCACCAGGAGAGGAAAGAAAGUGAAUUUCCAUCUUUUCCAAAUACCCAAGGACAUAAAGAAGUGAUUUCUUUUGUUUGUUUGUUUUUUCUAAAAGUAGUAUUGCACUCAAUCCUGAACAAGCGCUGUACUGUACUUUCCUGCAGUAAUGAAACCAUGUAAAGCACGGUAAUUUGAGUAAUCCUGCUUAGCCUGCAUUUUACAGCUCUCCCCAUCAUGCACUGAAGUCCACUUUGUAGAGGCGCCAGGCUUUUGUUUAGAAGGCACCCAUAAACCCAGUUUUGCUUUUAGUAGUCUGGUUUAUAGCCACCACAACAAAGAUGAAGUAUUUGGGUCAUAGGGGGACCAUAAACAUGAAGGGAUUUGAUUGUGCUGUGUAUUGUUGAUUGUCUCUGCGCUGACUUGAAUGUCUCGCUGACUGUACGCUCAUCUGCUCAGGCAAACUUCAACUUUUUUUUGUCUAUAAAUGUCAUAAUCACAGCAGGGGAGCGGCACAAUGUGGCACCAGGUGCAAAGGUUGCUCUGGCAUUUUGUCAGGGGGGAAUAAAUCAUAAGCGCAGUCGAACUACUCAUCAUAAUAGAUGUUGGAGCCCAGGGUCAGCUGUGUUUCAGAUUUAUCGGCGUUGCCUCAGGUUUAUCCAAAAAUCACAAAAACUCUGGUUUGAAAUUCUGACAGAUCUGAACUAAAAAGACUCCCCAUGAGCAGUCAGAUGAAAGGCUGGACGAAAACUGCAGCGCUGUGUCUAUGAAAAGGACCAGGCAGGGUAUAGAGAUUAGAGCAGAGACAAAUACAGUACCUGAUUGUACUCUCCCUCUGCAAUUAUAGCUCCCCUCUCUGGGGUGGUAUAAUGGCCUGUAGCCUGCCUCUGUCGAGCAGCCACUCCAUUUCACCACACAGCAGCCUCAUGUAAUGUGAUGGAGAUAACCAUCUCUGUUUGCGCGAUGCAAGUCCUUUAACGGAGUGAAGGAUGAUGUUGUGUUUCCUCCUUAUAAAGCAGCAUAUGAGUAGUUACUACUAUCCCUCUCCAACCUCACAUAAUAGCUGUCUUUCCUUUUUGUCUAUGUGUUUUUGUAUCACUGAGCUUGUCUGGGAGAUUGUUUUGUGCUGCGGCCUCAUUUUGUAUUCUCUGUGUGUGUGUGUGUGUGUGUGUGUGUGUGUGUGUGUGUGUGUGUGUACCUGUGAGAGAAUUGGAAAUUGAGCCGUGUAAUAAGCGCUGUGCUUUUCCAGAUAGGAUUGCUGAAACUUUAACUUCAUCCACAGCAGCUCUGCCAAAGAAAAGAAAACUGAUGCUACUCAAAAUGCAGUCUUUCUCCAGAGGAACAUUUCAGAAGAAACAGUAUGCACUUGAUAAUUAUAACCCUGCUUAUGGUGAUGAUGAAGACAAAGGUGGUGGCUGUGUGGUUUCUGUCCCUUUUUUUAUUCACCUUUUUAAUUCUUAAAUGACCUCCCUGAGUAGAUUAUCUUUGUUGGACCCAUUUGACUUACUGCAUCAUUUUGGGAGGCUUUGAAGUAAAUCCUUUUUCCUAAGUCCCCAAAAACAGUUUACUGACUUUAAUUGUCUUUGGAUGCCAUUUUCUCCAAUCUCUCCACAUCUCAGGGUUAGUUUAAAUCUCCCUCGGUUUAAAAUCAAUGACAUACUAAGUAGAAGUCACCAGGAACCUCUGCAACUGCCCCACUUGUUUUACUAAAGGCCUUUUAAAUUAGGCAUACUUAUUAUGUUGCAUUUUUACUAUUGUGAAUCGUGAACUGUUUUUAUUUUCACUCAUGUACAUAUGAUUGUUUUUGUGUCUCUGUAUUGUAUCCGAACGCAACAAAUAUAAUACAAUUUACUUUUUUAAAAGAA